AUGGUUGGUUCUGUUAAAGAGUCUGGCUAUGGGCUGCCUAUAAUGAAUUUAUAAUCUAGUUUAUAGUCUAUUUUAUAAUCUAGACAAUUAGAAAAGACUGCAGCCUCAGAAGGAGCUCUAUGAUAUGCACCAAAUGAGUGGUGCUAACUGGUUCAGCCCAAUAGCCUACUGUUGAUCAGGGCAACGGACUGGACCCUUUUAUCAUUUGAUAAGCCUGAUAGGACAUCGAAGCAUGUGUAUAACAUUCUUCCUUCAGGCAGAAAGAGUGUAAGAUCCCAUGAGAAGGGAUGAGGAAGUAUGUGCUUCCAGGAAAAGGAAAUGUGGAAUUGAGGGAUAUUAAAACAGUUCAUUUCUCCUAUCAACAAAUCUCAAAGAGCAUCUAUCUAUCUUGUACCUACUUGCCUCUGAGCUAAGGACUCAGGGAUAGAAAGAUAAGACAUUUCCUGAUGUUGAAGGAUAUAAUUUUCUGCUCCCUCCCCACGAAAAAAACCCCCACCUUACUUGGUGGUGAUGGUAAAGAGAAGGAAGCCUGAUAGAGCCCACCGGCAUCUGUUGAAUGCCUCAAUAGCAUGCUCGUCUGCUUGCCCAUCUGCAUGGUCAUUUCCUUUAGUCCUGAUUUCCCAGCUGAGUUACCUUAUAUCCUUAUACCUAAAACAUGGGGGAGAUUGCCUGAGGCAAGUAGGGUUUCUGAUGUUGAGUGGGUUUCCUUGCGGCUGUAACUGCAGUCUUAACCCAUCAGCCCACCACUCUCCCUGACUCAGAACAGUAGCCUCCUUGCACGGGGCACUCCGUCCCGACCCCAGGGCCUGGUUUUGCAGACCCUCUAUAAUUCGGACCUGUCCUUUCCAACCAUUUCCCUCUUCCUCCCCGAGGAGGCCAGUCCCUCCAUCAGUCCAGGCUCCCCACAGCUCAUCUCCCUUCCCAUUCUCUCCGGAGUCUUCCUCUCGCGCCUCCUGUAAUCGCCUCUCCAGCCACCGCCCCCAAAUUCCCCAGCCCUGUGGGUUGAUGGCACACAGCUGGGCACCGAGGUGCGGAAAUAGCGGCUCCCUCGACAGUUGUCUCACGCGUUCCCAACGACGUCUAAUCAGGUUGGUGGGCGCAGGGCCGAGCCUGGUUUUCGGGGCUGGGCGAGCCCAGGAGGCGCCCCGAGAACCUGCGGGUGGAGAACGCAGCCAUGUCCGACUUCCACGUGCAUCCUCAGGCCACCGUGGGAGAGGAGGGCGGUGUGGCCCGCUUCCAGUGCCAAAUCCACGGGCUGCCCAAACCCCUAAUCACGUGGGAGAAGAACAGAGUCCCCAUUGACACGGACAAUGAGAGGUACACAUUGCUGCCCAAGGGGGUCCUGCAGAUCACAGGACUUCGGGCUGAGGACAGUGGUGUCUUCCAUUGCGUAGCCUCGAACAUUGCCAGUGUCCGGGUCAGCCACGGGGCCAGGCUCACCGUGUCAGGCUCAGGCUCCGGGGCCUACAAGGAGCCAAUGAUACUCGUGGGGCCUGAGAACCUCACCCUGACAGUGCACCAGACUGCGGUGCUUGAGUGUGUCGCCACGGGCAACCCGCGCCCCAUUGUGUCCUGGAGCCGCCUGGAUGGCCGCCCCAUUGGGGUGGAGGGCAUCCAGGUGCUGGGCACUGGCAAUCUUAUCAUCUCAGAUGUGACUGUCCAGCACUCCGGCGUCUAUGUCUGUGCAGCCAACAGGCCAGGCACCCGGGUGAGGAGAACAGCACAAGGCCGGCUGGUGGUGCAAGCCCCAGCUGAGUUUGUCCAGCACCCCCAGUCCAUCUCCAGGCCAGCUGGGACCACAGCCAUGUUCACCUGCCAAGCCCAGGGUGAGCCGCCCCCUCAUGUCACAUGGUUGAAGAAUGGACAGGUGCUGGGGCCAGGAGGCCACGUCAGACUCAAGAAUAACAACAGCACCCUGACAAUUUCUGGAAUCGGCCCUGAGGAUGAGGCCAUCUACCAGUGUGUGGCUGAGAACAGUGCUGGCUCCUCACAGGCCAGUGCCAGGCUGACCGUGUUAUGGGCUGAGGGGCUGCCUGGCCCCCCCCUCAAUGUGCAGGCAGUCUCUCUGUCACCCACUGAGGUCCGUGUGUCCUGGAAUGAGCCCCUGGUCAACACCAAGGAGAUUAUCGGCUAUGUCCUGCACAUCAGGAAGGCUGCUGACCCUCCGGAGCUGGAGUACCAGGAGGCAGUCAGCAAGAACACCUUUCAGCACCUGGUGAGCGACCUUGAACCCUCCACUGCCUACAGCUUCUACAUCAAGGCCUAUACCCCAAGGGGGGCCAGCUCAGCCUCUGCCCCCGUGCUGGCCAGCACCCUGGGUGAAGCACCUGCCCCACCCCCGUUGUCCGUGCGGGUCCUGGGCGGCUCCUCCCUGCAGCUGCUGUGGGAGCCCUGGCCCCGGCUGGCCCAGCAUGAGGGAGGCUUCAAGCUGUUUUACCGUCCAGCAAGCAGGGCCUCCUUCACCGGCCCCGUCCUGCUGCCUGCAACAGUCUCCUCCUACAACCUCAGCCAACUCGACCCCACCACGGUGUACGAGGUGAAGCUGCUGGCCUACAACCAGCAUGGGGAGGGCAAUGCCACAGUCCGCUUCGUAUCUUUGAGAGGAGCAUCUGAGAGGACAGCCCUGAGCCCACCAUGUGACUGCCGGAAGGAGGAACCCACCAACCAAACGUCCACUACAGGCAUCGUCAUUGGCAUCCACAUCGGGGUCACCUGCAUCAUCUUCUGUGUCCUCUUCCUCCUGUUCGGUCAAAGGGGCAGGGUCCUCUUGUGUAAGGAUGUAGAAAACCAGCUCUCCCCUCCUCAGGGCCCCCGGAGCCCAAGGGAUCCUAGCAUCCUGGCACUGAAUGGGGCAGGACGGGGAGAGCGGGGCCGAGACAAGAAGCGUGUGGACAUGAAAGAACUGGAACAGCUGUUCCCCCCAGCUGGGGCAGCGGGGCAGCCGGACCCCAGACCCAUGCAGGAUCCUGGGGACCCUGCCCUGUGUGAGGAGACCCAGUUCUCCAUGCUGCCACUUGAGGGAUUCAGCCUUCUGGAGGAGAGAACAUCAGAAGCCAAGGCCCCCUUCGUAGGCCCCGCAGCUGCCCUGCCACCCCAGGACGGAGGCCCCGGGUUCCUCAGUGAAGGACAGGCUACUCUGGCCUCCACAGCACCAGCUGCCCAGCCAGCUCACUCAGGCCAGUAGCCAGUGUCUGGCAGGCUUCGGAGGGGGCAACCCCCCAUUCUCAGGUCAAAGGCAAGAUUUCUCCUGUCAUGUGGGACUUGGAUGGGGGCUUCCCAGCAUUUCUGUCCUGACUGCCCCUCAGGUUGUCAAGACCUAAAGUAGCCUCAGCAGGGACCUCCCUCCCUAGAACCUGGAGGGGUUCCUCCAGGAGCCCCUCCCUUGGACUAAUGUCCCCCCUCACCUCUGCCUGGUACCCACAUGACUUGGAACUGAACUAAUGUUUUCCUUUAAAAAAAAAAAAAGAAAAGAGAGGGGAAGGUGAAUUAGACUCCAAAAAUACGCCCCUGCUGUGGCUGGGCCCCUGACACUGUCACCCUCCACUGACCUUGUUUUCUCAGGAUGGAUUUUUGCUGUUUGGCUCUCAGCACCUACCUCAGCCGGAAUGAAUGUUCUUGGGGGAGUUGGGCCGUGGCCUCAGCCCCCAUCCCCAAACAGAGCCCCAAAUGCACUCCUACCUCAAGCCCCUGUAGGGGCACCCCCCUCUCCCUUCCCAUAUUGUUGUCAAGAGUUAAAAAAAAAAAAAAAAAAAAAAAAAAAAAAAGCACUUCCCCAUUUCCAGGUGUGAAAGAAAACAUCUACCUCAAGGCUCGCUGGCUCUCCGGGCCUGGUUGUUAUCACUGGACCCUCCUCCUGCCCGCAGCCCUUCUCUGGCCCCAGAGAGGAGGCCAGAGGCUAAGUCACCAAGGGCAGGCCUCUCAGGAACUACAGAAAUAAAAAUGGAAUUGGUCAAAGAAAAUGUGAAAAAAAAAACAAAAAGCCAAAAAUGAGAGGAAAAUUUGUUCCUUAAAGUAUAAAUUGCUCCAAACCAGCCACCUCCCAGCCUGCUGCCGUUGCUCCUCCUUGUCCGUCUGUCCACUCCCGUUCCUACCCCCUCAAGCCAACUGAUCCUUGACUUGGAUCCCCACGACCCUCUCUCGGCCUGAGUGGGGGGUGGGGGGAUGGGUAUCACCCUGUGGCCUGCCUCCUAUUCUGCCCAGAGACACGGAGCCCCUGGAGCGGACUGGGCGUGUGACAGGUGUGUGCGCGUGUUGGACAGGGAGCUUUCCCUGGCACAGAUGCCCAGUGCUCUAUCCCAUGGGACACGGCCUGUUUGACCCAACCCCCGGACAGUGGAACGACCACUGUCAGCAGAUGUGGCUGGAAGAUAUUUUUAUACAAGGUGUGUUUAAAGAUUUAUGUUCUUGUGACUUCUUGUUUUUCCUUUCUGUUGUGUUGUUUUUCAAUAUACUUAAAGUAGGAGAAAAAAAAAAAACAAGGAAACAAAUACCUAUUUUUGGUUAAUUCAUUUUUUUAAAUAGAAGUAAAACUUUUUUUUAAAGGAAAAAAAAAAAAGAUAAGUGUAUUCCUUAAGUAUGAGAUUAGACCAUAAAGUCCCUGACCCCCAACCCUAAAGUUUAGUUAACUAGCUGAAGAAGGUAGAAUUUGUGGUGUUUUCCUAGGAGACUGGAGUCAUGUCCACGUGGACUCGGGAAAGGGCAGCCUGCCCCUUCUCCUGAAUGCUGGGCCUGUGCCGACGGCCCCUCAAAACUCCCACUCUGUCCCUGCAUUGGCCUCUCUGCACCCCCCUUCAUCCUGGAACCCCCUCUCCCAUGGGAAGAGCGGUCUGGGGUAGGAGGGGGAUGGGAAGCCCGCUGGCCUGACUUGACCUGACUUUUGUCACACUCUACUCAUUCUGACUGAAUAAAAGUCCUGUUGCCAAAGUGAA
Molecule: messenger RNA, 4928 nt
Organism: Felis catus (domestic cat)
Lineage: Eukaryota; Metazoa; Chordata; Mammalia; Carnivora; Felidae
Gene: IGDCC3
Product: immunoglobulin superfamily DCC subclass member 3
Exons: 13
Coding region: 1175-3184 (669 amino acids)
Biological process (GO): axon guidance; cell-cell adhesion
Cellular component (GO): plasma membrane; axon
Molecular function (GO): protein binding
Source: RefSeq, a predicted model, not a curated record